This is a messenger RNA of Helianthus annuus (common sunflower), 914 nucleotides long. Its product is annotated as F-box protein PP2-B11. The record is from RefSeq and is a predicted model, not a curated record. Lineage: Eukaryota; Viridiplantae; Streptophyta; Magnoliopsida; Asterales; Asteraceae. The transcript is spliced from 3 exons. The coding region runs from base 1 to 777 and encodes 258 amino acids. Gene Ontology annotation, molecular function: protein binding.
AUGACCGAAUCAGACAACUCCGCUAGUAUCACGGAUCUGCCGGAAGGCUGCGUGACGGAUAUACUGUCGAUCACAUCACCUCGUGAUGCCUGCAGAGCUGCCUCCAUCUCCAAAGCAUUCAAUUCAGCUGCAAAUUCUGAUGCCUUCUGGGACCGGUUUCUGCCGCCGGAUUAUCGUGAAAUCAUCGCGAGAGCUGUUUCUCCAGUGGUUUUCGAGUCCAAAAAGCAACUCUACAUAUCAUCCUUGAUCAUGGGUUUGAAGCUGGAUAGGGAGAGUGGGAGAAAGCGCUAUAUGUUGGGGGCAAGAGACUUAUCAAUUGCGUGGGGUAACGAUGCUCGUUACUGGGAAUGGGGACAUGUACCCGAAUCAAGGUUUGCCGAGGUAGGUAUACUUAGAAACGUAUGGUGGCUUGAUAUCCAAGGCAGAAUAGCAAGUGCAAUGUUGUCCCCAAAAACAACAUAUGUAGUGUAUCUUGUGUAUCGAAUUACUAGGGACUCGUGGGGCCUUUCAGCGGCUGGAAAAUCAAUAGUUUGCUUUUGCGGGGUAAGAAAUGAGGUACCUAAUGUUUAUCUUGAACAAUCGGCGCAGACGCUGCUGGAGUUUACUCUUGGGCAGGCACAUACUGCGGCAAUGAGGAAAGAUGGAUGGAUGGAGAUUGAAUUGGGCGAAUUCUAUUGUGAUAAUGGGGAUGAAGGUGAAGUUGAGAUGGUGUUUCAGGAGCACCAUCGUAAUAAAGGGGGUCUUAUUGUGGAAGGGAUCGAGCUUCGGCCUAGAUAGUGUUUUUAAUAAAUGGUUGUAAAUAAAAGAAUUGUUAACAAUAUGUGUUUGUAAGUUGUCGACAAUUAUGUUUAAGAUUUAAUUCUAUGUGAUGCUAUGUAUUGAAUUUUUAUUUACAAUGUUAUGGAGAAAAGAAA